AUGGCGCAAUUAAAGAAAUCGAGCCAGUCCAAAAAGCGUGGUGCGACAGGAUCGUCUGGUCUCUCUGCUCCAGCUGCAAAGAAGAGCAAAGUUGAAAGCAAUGACAAGCGAAGGGCCGUUCCCGUUACGGCAAAAGUAGUGCCAGUUGUGGAAUCAGAGGUUAGCGACGAGGAGGAUUGGGAGGAUGAGCAAGAGUUGGAAUCAGGAGACGAACAGGCUAAUGAGGGUCCAUUAACCGCCAAGGCUCCUAAGGAUCCCCAAGCUUCUCGAGAGGGACAUAAAGCACAAAAGGAGCUUCAAGCUCAGCGCCGAGCUUCAAAGCCCCAUUCAGCUUUACUGGUCGAAGCCAAGCGAGUCUGGGCACUAGCUCGCAAGAUCGACAUUCCCCGUGCUGAACGACAAAAGCACAUCGAAGAGCUUAUGAACGUACUCAGAGGGAACGUUCAAGAUAUCGUGUUCAAGCAUGAUGCCAGUCGAAUUGUCCAGACACUGGUUAAAUAUGGUGGGCAGAAGGAGCGAGAUGAGGUAGCCGCGGAGCUCAAGGGCAAAUACCGAGAUUUGGCGCAAAACAAGUACGGAAAGUUUCUCGUAACAAAAUUGAUACGGUAUUGCAACGCCCACCGCACCGCCAUUCUAUCCGAAUUUCAUAACCAUGUUAUUCGAUUACUUCUUCACCGUGAAGCCUCGCCCAUCAUCGCCGAUACUUUCGACUUGUAUGCAUCGACUGGAGAACGGAAUCUGCUAUUGAGAGAUUUCUAUGGGAAGGAGGUGGCUUUGUUUGACUCUGCAUCAAUCCAGACUGGAGGUUUACGGGCCGCAUUGGAACAUGCUGCGCCCGAACGAAGAAAGCGAAUACUAGCGUCGGUGGCAGAGACAUUGAUGCAAAUAUUUAAUAACCCCGACAAAGGCGCAGUUUCCCAUUCGAUUGUACACAGAGUUUUGUGGGAAUAUUUGAACGAGCUGGCUCUAUUGGAAGACUCGGACAAGGAAGACGUGGAACGACUAAGAAGGGAAUUGUUCGAUACCUGCCAGGAAUUACUUGCCGAAAUGGUUCACACAAAAGACGGAAGUCGAGCAGUUCGUGAGUUUAUUGCAAGAGGUACCGCCAAGGACCGAAAACAAAUUAUCAAAACGCUCAAACCGCAUAUCGAAAAGAUUUGCGGUGAUGAAGAGGCUCAGCUUGUGCUCUUUACAAUAUUCGAUUUGGUCGAUGACACCAAAUUAGUUGGAAAAUCGCUCGUUACAGAUAUCACCUCCCUUUCUCCUUCGUUAUCCCGCACACUUGCUCGGCGGGUUCUCCUCUACCUCCUCGUACCAAGAACUCCUCGCCAUUUCACCCCUGCUCUACUUCGCACGAUAUCACAGACAGACUUUGCCCAGGGCACAACGAGCAAAAAGGACCCGGAAAUUCGGCGGGCUGAGUUACGGGCUGCAGCAAGCCCCGGGAUGGUCAAAGCUAUCGAGGACGACGCAGAGGCAUUGGUAAGAGACCGGGGCGCAUCCGUCUUUGUCGGUGAAGUCAUGUUAUUUGCUCAAGGCGACAAAUCCAAAGCGCUGGAUGCUCUUCUUUCCCCUAUCUCAAGCCCAUACGCUCCCCCUGACCCCGAAUCCGAUUUAUCCGACCCGACCAUAACCACACAUAUCCUCAACCUCUCCCACGCUUCUCGGCUCUACAAGACUCUUGUCCAAGGCGGGCACUAUAACCAGCAAACCAAAAGCAUCGAGCGUUCCGAACAAGCGCCCAAAAGCGUGCCUAAGAAGUUUAUGUAUGUCGCUGGAAAGGAGAAUGUAGUAUCUAUGGCUCUUGGUGAAGGCGGCUUUAUCGUCGCUGAAGUGGUUGGAAAGCUCAAGGACGAAGGGGAUUACGAUGAUCUCAAAGAGAUACGUUCCUGGUUCAAGAAGGAUGCGAGAGACAAGUUGGGUAAAGGAGAUAUUAGGGGCUCAGCGGUGUUAUUAGAGAGGUUGCGCGAGUAG
Messenger RNA from Rhizoctonia solani, 1974 nucleotides. RefSeq names its product pumilio homology domain family member 4. The transcript is spliced from 12 exons. NCBI's taxonomy places the organism in Eukaryota, Fungi, Basidiomycota, Agaricomycetes, Cantharellales, Ceratobasidiaceae. Bases 1 to 1974 code for a protein of 657 amino acids. Gene Ontology annotation, cellular component: nucleolus. The record is from RefSeq and is a predicted model, not a curated record. Gene Ontology annotation, biological process: regulation of translation. Gene Ontology annotation, molecular function: mRNA binding.